Molecule: messenger RNA, 2715 nt
Organism: Klebsormidium nitens
Lineage: Eukaryota; Viridiplantae; Streptophyta; Klebsormidiophyceae; Klebsormidiales; Klebsormidiaceae
Source: the annotation of a GenBank genome assembly
CGCAUUUCCCCUCUCCUGCCUUUCCCCCGUGUUGAAAUCUUCCAUGAUGAGAGCACUCUGGCCACAUCAAUGGUGUCUUGCUUUGUUGCUUUGCAUUUGACAUGAGGGGCCGCCUGCGGGUGUCCAUGUAGCCACUUUCUUGCCCGCUUGAAAUCCAUGGAUGCUGGCGGAGCAGCACACCAUAUGCGAGGGCCAACUUCUCAAACGCAUGUGGGCCUGGCAGUCGCCCUUCUGAGAGACCCAACUAGCAAGCGUGGGGAAGAGGUCCAGUUAUCCAGGCAUGGGUCGGGGCUUCCUGAAAGGCUAAGUAGUUCUAGCAACCAGGAAAAUUCGAGGCAAACUGAAGGUGCUUCAGACUCUGGUACCAGCUUUUUGGAGCAGAAGCAAGCUGUCAAAGUAGAAAUGGAAGGUAGUGCGAAAGGGACGUGCCCCCAGAAUGAACAGAGGCAUGGAGAACCGGGGCCAGUUGUUGCAGGAAUGGGUCAGGCAGCUGCCUGUGAUAGAGGGGCAGCCAGUCACGGCUUUGAGUCCUACCAGGGCGAGCCCUCUCCAAACAUUGAGAAUGAUUCACAAUCAUACCAUUCUGCAGAAGAGACUCUGCUUGCAGCUGAGCCCGAGCAAUCCACAGGAACCAACGCUCCCAUGGCCUUGGAACACGCAUCCACUGCGGGUGUUGAACAAACUAGCUACCCCGGGAGUCAAUUAGAGACAAGCUCGGGGAAUGACAGCGGGUUGCCUUCGGCAGGUAGCUCUGAGGAUGAUAAUUUACCAGCAUUGCUGGGCCCGGAGGCGUUCAGCGAGUCUGAGGACGAAGAUGAUGAGCCACCGGGCCUUGUUGGGGAGUCUGAGUCAGACAUGGAUUCGGAUGUUGAUUCAGAAAUGGAGUCGCUUCCAGCGCUCGGUUCUGACAUGUCAGACAGUGACUCGUUUGCUGACGCAAGCCCUUCUGCGGAGGCUGGCCAUGGCGGCCAGCAAGAGGGCCUAACAGCGAGUGCUGCUUCUGGACGUUCUAAUCUCCACAGGAGCCCGAGUGAGAGACCUGCGACCGAGGAUCAGGACUGGGAUGAGCUUCCGGACCUGCUCGAUGCAGAAUCUGACGACGAAGAGGACAGCAGCACCCACAGCACGCACGGCCCAGUCUUCUCCCCCGACUUCCAUCCGUCAGGCGCAGUGUCCGCUCUUCGCAGCGCCGCCGUCUCCCUGCGCACCCUCCUCUCAACGGGCUUCCAGCCGGGUACGGCAGCCGCCCCCACUGCGGGCGGGGGGAGAGAGGCCCGGCGCCGCGAACGCCGCCGCAGAGUUGCUAGGGUGGCGGAGCCAGCAGAGAACGAGGACGGGGGCCACCGGCGACGGAGUCGACGCCUGUCUCCUGCCAACCGGGCCUCGAACGACGAGCGAAGUGCUGGGGGGACGCUUUUCCUGCCUCUGGGGCCCAUGCGAGCAGCAGUUAGCACAGCAAGAGCGCCACGGGCUGGUUUGGCGACGCAAAGAGGUGGCCGGGGAUCCCCUUCUGGUGGGGUGGAGCGAGACGAUGAUGAUGUUCCUGAUCUGUUGAGCGCUGAGGACGAGGAUGAUGAAACUGACGAGGAAGAUGAGGGGGAAGAAGACGACGACGAUGAUGACCUGCCACCUCUUUUGAACAGCGAUGGCGAGGAGGACGAGUACGCGGACAUGCCCGACCUGCUCCCAGACUCAGCGUCUUCUGGCUCUGAUCACGAUGAAGACGACGAAGAGGAUGGAGAGCGCACCCCUCGCCCUGCGCGGGCGGCCCGCCGGGGCGGGCUUUUCCCGCCGGGGGGCUUGGCUUUUUACGGGGGCCCAACGAAUUUUGGAGCGGGCGUGCAGAUGGCCGUGCAAUUCGGCGGCAUCCCACCUUUCGGGAUCGACUUUGCCCGCAACCGCCUCCUGGCUUUUCGCGCUGGAGACUUCGUCCUAGACGAGAACCUGGACCAAGUCAUGGCCAUGCUGGGGGCCGGCGCACACCCGCAGUGGCCCCCGCCGGCGUCUAGGGCCGCCGUACAAGCCCUAGAGAAAGUGACAAUGCCAGAGGAGCCCGGCGAAGAAAGUUGCUCGGUCUGCAGGAGCGUUCUGGAGGCCCGCAUCGAGGUGCUGCGCAUGCCGUGCCGCCACCUGUUCCACGCGGACUGUCUUCACCCCUGGCUGGACGUCCGCAACUCGUGCCCCCUCUGCCGCUUGCAGCUGCCCACUGACGACCCAGAUUACGAGAGCAUGAGGCAGCAAGGAGUCGCAACUGGGGGUUCCGGGGAUGAUUGACCAGUCCCCGUGGAUAUGGUGCCAAUGGACGUUACUUGGAGAGGGGUGGUUCCGAACACCGUUCUGUCUCAAUGAGCUGAUGAUUAACUAGAAAUCUCUGCUUGUGGAACCGAGUUGGACAUAUUCCGUGCUCGCAAUGCAGGGAGUUGACGAAGACAUCACAAGCACGUGUUCCUUGUAGAAAUGCAGCAUAGACACAGUCAACUCCCUUGUAUAGUAAGUGAUACUAUUACUGCAAGACCUUGACGGGACGCAGUCCCUCUGUCUCAAAUAACCAAGGACACUCAUGCAUUAGGGGCCCAGCAUUUUGUAUCACAUAGACAGCCAAUUCCUAGCUCUGUCGUUUUCUAAGUUCAAGUGGCCCAGUGGUUGGCUGCCAUGCGAACGCUCAACUAAACGCUGGCAGAAGUGCGUGGCACCUCACAUUCAUGCAUCAUCGUG